GUAAAGCAGACAGAAUUUUGCAUAUUUAAUCAUGUUUUACAAGAUACAUUAUUUUCAAAAGGUCGAGGAUGCAUGCUUUAACCUAUGCCGGACCUCCUUCUAUAUAAUGGACACAGAACCAGAGGGCAGAUGCAGAAUCUGGCUGGUCUAAGCUUUUCUAAUAUUCAUCCCCUGCCUCUAGCUCCGUCCCCUCCGGCAAUGGACGAUGAAGAAGCACAGCGGCUCGUGCGCACGAACACCAACCCGGCACGGAGUGAAUCGCCGCCGCCCGCGAAGCUAGAGCUGACCGUGGAUGAAGUCGUGGAAGAGUACGUCGGAUCGUUCGGGUUCGCGCAGCUGCUGCACGUGUUCUUGGUGUCGCUGGCGUGGAUAUUCGAUUCCCAGAGCACGCUGAUCACGAUCUUCACCGACGCGCAGCCGUCGUCUUGGAGGUGCAAGUCGCCGGGUUCGUGUGCCGAUGCCGGCGGAGACGGAGGCGCCGUGGCUUCCGUAUGUGGAUUGGAGGGAGGGACUUGGGAGUGGGUCGGUGGCAACGCCAGCUCGGUGAUCGCCGAGUGGGGUCUCAUCUGCGACCGCAAGUUCCUCGCCGCCAUACCCGCCUCUCUCUUCUUCCUCGGCUCUUUAUUAGGAUCAGCGGUUUACGGUCACUUGGCCGACGCGCGGCUGGGCCGGAAGAGAACCGUGCUAAUUGCCUGCGUCUUGACAACUUUGACCGCUUUCCUCACCUCUCUUUCACCGGACGUAUGGACGUAUGCCGUCCUCCGCUUCGCCAACGGGUUUGCUCGAUCGGGAAUCGGCAUCUGCUGUCUCGUCCUCUCCACGGAAGCUGUCGGCCGCAAAUGGCGCGGGCAAGUCGGGCAAUACGGCUUCUUCUUCUUCACCGUGGGGUUCCUCUCUCUCCCCUUGAUCGCUUAUCCCACGAGAAGUUGCUGGAGGGACUUGUACAAGAUAAUAUCCGUCUUCCCCCUGCUCUAUUGCUUCCUCUUGGUCCCUUUUGUUUCAGAGUCGCCGCGCUGGCUUCUUGUCAAGGGGCGAGACGGAGAAGCGCUCGACGUGAUGAAGAAGUACGCAAGACUCAAUGGGAAGAAGCUGCCGUCGAAUCUAGUCCUCUCCAAUCCGUCUCCGCCGAAAGCGGUCAGCAAAGAUGAGGCCGGAGGAGUAUCAAUGGCAGAUGAAGCAGAGGAGAGCCUGUGGAAGACCAGAUGGGCUGCACAAAGAAUGGUUCUGGUAAUGUUAGCCGGUUUCGGGGUCGGGUUCGUCUACUACGGCAUUCAGUUAAACGUUGAGAACCUCAACUUCAAUCUUUACCUAACCGUGGCCCUCAACGCGGUGUUGGAAAUCCCCGCGGUCUUCAUCGGGAGCGUGCUCUUGAGCUUCAUGAACCGCCGCCUACUCUUCUCGCAGUCCGCCUUCCUAGCUGGAGUCUCGUGCAUCCUCUGCAUCGUCUUCUCUCGAGAGAACCGCGGCGGCGGUGGCAGCGUUGCGGAUAAACCGGGCGGGAGCUGGGCGCAACUCCUCAUCGAAGGGGUGGGGUUCAUGGCCGCUUCCAUGGCAUUCGACGUGAUGUACAUCUACUGCGUCGAGCUGUUCCCUACCAACGUGAGGAACUUCGCCGUGUCCAUGCUGCGCCAAGCCCUCAUGCUGGGGGCUUCGAUGGCGCCACUGCUGGUGGCGGUGGGCCGGCUGACCCCGUCGUUCUCGUUCCUCGUGUUCGGCUCGCUUUCCAUCUUCAGCGGAGUUUUGGGCCUCUGGCUUCCCGAGACUAGGAAUGCUCCUCUCUACGAGACCCUGAAACAACAAGAAGAGGUGGAAAUCCUGAGCUGCGGAUCCGAUGAUCCGGGUUCGGAGCUUGGAAAGGAGGUCAGAAGUUAGUAGCCCACCGACAUGAUCAUGCGACGGUUUCAUUUUGCAAGACAUUGCGCAUCAGAAACUGCAAAGUCUGAGCACACCAGAGCACACCAGAGCACACCAGAUGACCAGGAUCAGAUGCUAAACGUAAAAUAUUUGAUAGUUGU
Messenger RNA from Rhodamnia argentea, 2015 nucleotides. Its product is annotated as organic cation/carnitine transporter 1. The transcript has 2 exons. Bases 85 to 1872 code for a protein of 595 amino acids. Lineage: Eukaryota; Viridiplantae; Streptophyta; Magnoliopsida; Myrtales; Myrtaceae. Gene Ontology annotation, cellular component: membrane. Gene Ontology annotation, biological process: transmembrane transport. Gene Ontology annotation, molecular function: transmembrane transporter activity. The record is from RefSeq and is a predicted model, not a curated record.